AUGACAAGCAAUACGAUCGCUUCGAUCAUCAUCGAGUGCAAGACCCAGGAGCAGCUGGACGAGAUUAUCAACGGCAACAGGAGAGUGGUCGUUCUCUACUACAGCUACGCCAUGCCUUGGGGCAAGAUCGCGGAGCACAAUAUGCACGUAUGUGCACGAUCACUCGAGAAAGGCAACAUCACCACCAUCCCCUUUGUCCUGGUCAACUACGCCGAAUUCUACGAGUGCGGAAGCAAAGUCGAGGUCCUCCCAACGACCAUGAUCCGCUAUGCCGCCUAUGUCGAGGGUCGAGAGCACCAGAGCACUGGAAAUAGUGCAGAGCUCGAGGGCUUAGUCACCGGUAUCCUGUAA
Molecule: messenger RNA, 351 nt
Organism: Linnemannia hyalina
Lineage: Eukaryota; Fungi; Mortierellomycota; Mortierellomycetes; Mortierellales; Mortierellaceae
Source: the annotation of a GenBank genome assembly